This is a messenger RNA of Ylistrum balloti, 2931 nucleotides long. RefSeq names its product C3a anaphylatoxin chemotactic receptor-like. Bases 297 to 1349 code for a protein of 350 amino acids. The transcript has a single exon. Gene Ontology annotation, biological process: neuropeptide signaling pathway. Gene Ontology annotation, cellular component: membrane. The record is from RefSeq and is a predicted model, not a curated record. NCBI's taxonomy places the organism in Eukaryota, Metazoa, Mollusca, Bivalvia, Pectinida, Pectinidae. Gene Ontology annotation, molecular function: G protein-coupled peptide receptor activity.
AGUAAAAGAUCUCUUCCAGAUGAAUGGUGAUAUAUCUUUUACAAAUUCUAAUUAGUAUGGCUUUUUUCAGUAGUGAACCUCCUGUCAAUGAAAGGAAAAGUUCUUGGAUAGUAUCAAAUACAACGAAAAGAAGAAAGACAUGUCAAACGAUUACAUGGAGAAUCAAUCUUAAACACAGUUUACGUAAGAAUGUACCAGAUACAAAGAAGAAACCUAAUCAGAGAUUGCUGUCAAUACACCUGACCAAAAAUUCCAGCUGAUCAAUAGAGAUCAGACAGAUAGCUUUAGUGGUGACAAUGUCCGCCAACAUAAGUCAAGUGCUGACUCUACAGGAAAUAUCUCACCAUGAGUCCAAACAAAGACUGCCUACGGUUGUGUACCUUUGUGUUCUCAUUGUCCUAGGGAUCCUGGGCAACAGUGUUGUUUUAUUUGUGUACAUUUUUCGGUACAGUCGAUCUGAUCUACGUCUGUACAUCCUCUGUCUUGCUGUACUGGAUAUGCUUGCCUGCUGUGUUAGUAUGCCUGCAGAAUUGGUGGACAACUACUGGCCAUACAUGUUUUACAGCGACAUAUUUUGCAAAAUUCAACGCUUCAUUGGCAACAUGGCAAAGAUUGGUUCAGCUUUUGUCAUAACACUGAUGGCAAUCGAGCGUCACCGUCGUGUCUGUGGUCCAGGUUUCAGCCAUGCACCACCCAAAAACACUUACCUCUACUGCAGCAUUGCUAUUCUUCUAACCCUUCUUAUAUCGUGGCCUAAGGCAGCCAUCAGUGGCACUAUUGUUGAACAUUUCCCUGGCAAUGUCACCGGGUAUGACUGCUCUGUGACAGAUGCCGUGAGAAAUACUAAAAUACCUUUUAUCUAUACUGUGACUCAGCUGGUGAUUUUCCUGGUAAGUUUUGUGCUGUUGAUAAUUCUGUAUUCUCUCAUUGUGAGGAGUUUAUAUAAACAUUCUACACAGCCAUCUCAUACUGGCAGUGACAGAGGCUUAAGACUUGUGCAGAAAAGUAAAAAAGUCACCAAAAUCAUGAUGGCGAUCUCUGUCGCAUUUCUAAUAAGUUACCUACCCCAUUUUGUUAUUACCACCCUAUCAACUCUCAAGCAGACAAAAACCCUGCUGGCCCCCAGUCAGCUGGUCCUUGGGUCCUUACCCCUCCUGUAUCGAUCUUAUUUCAUCAAUAAUGUAGUUAACCCCAUCAUUUAUAUUGUUGGUGAUAGGCAAUUCCGAUCAAUCUGUUUUGAAAAGUUGUGUCCUCGGAGAACACCGGGAAAAUGCAAUAUUUUCCGACAAAAAGAUGACAACAUGGCAAGAAGUGCCAUGCUGACAGUAAAGCAUGUGAAUGAAUCGUAGUUCAAUAACUUGUAACAACUCAAAGAUUUCUAAAGAUUCCAGUAUCUAAGCUGCCAUCUGAGAGUAUCAUAUAGCAGAAUACUGGUAAAACUUACAAUUGAGAAAAAAUUUAUUUUGAGGUCUUACUGAUAUAACAUAAGCAGUGAAUGUCCCUGAGAACCUUAAGUCUGCUGUGUAAUUGAUAUUGUUAACAUAGAAUGUUGUACUGCCGUAAAGGUUUUGCGCAGAACUUCAGUGUUUUUAGUUUGGAUUUUUGAAAUGUUGAUAAUGAUAUUAUUUUGAAUUGGAAAAGAUAUUUUACUUAUUUUACAGUAUAAAAACCAUUAAAGUUGGUCCAGGUAGUUCCGACAAACUUGACACAACUACUAAGCCAGGUCAACAUUUAUCUCUGUAUCUUUUCAACCUUUUCGUUCUUUUUUUUUACCAUAAAAAUGAGUUACUUUAUUAAUGUGGCAAUCAAUCCCACUCGCAUAUAGAACUGAUCAGUUAAAUGGUAACCUACCAGUAACGUUAUUUCAUUGUCCAGUAAUAAGCCCAUCCCUGAACUUGAGUACGAAGAGAUGUCAUGACCUUCUUAGUAUAUAUAUGCAUGUAAUGCAGGAAAAAAAGUUAAGAUAAUCCACUUUGUAGAAAUAGUUUAUGCCUCUUUCAUUUUGCGAGUUUCUUCACAACUUUAGUGAGCCGAAAUUGUAAUUUACUUAUCAUAACAUGACUUCUAGGACAUUUGAACAACUUUAGAAGUCUUUCAUCUCUGUCAUUCACUGCCCAAAUAGUGUAUCCUCAACAGACUAUAUGACUAUAUCAUAUGCCUUUACAUGUUUACUUGAUAAUUUAAGUUGUUAAAAAUUUGACAAAGACUUGUCAGUGUGAACGUGACAAGGUCAUUUAGAUGAAUACAUGUAUACAUGUCUCUCUGUUCCUUAAUCACCCAGUUAUUCCACUGGCUUUAUAUCAUUAUCAGUCUGUUUUCCUGAUGAUUACAAAUGACCAAGUGUUUUACAAUUAACAUUGACAUGAUGAUGGCGUUACACCAUCAUUCAUGGCCACAAGGACUGUGAUAAUCAAAGGCCUUCAAUAACAUUACUUCUCUCAUAGACAUCUACACAGGAGAUGUUACAGACUUAAAAAUCAAUUGACAUGACAAGAUGAAUGUUUUGUUUGAUAAAACUGCUUUGUGCAUUAAUUUGGUAUUAUUUAGUAAGUGAUCAACGUCUGCUGAUAUCAGAUAUUCCCACCAUCAUCAGAUCAUUGAGUAUUCAAUCAAACUGACACAUUUAAGUACAAUCUUCACCAUUUAUCAGUCAGAGGUGUUAUUGGUAUCCCACACAUUGCUAUUCCCCAGCCACGUUAUCUUUCUCCGAUAUCAAACAUGUCAUUCAUUAGGGCAUGUCCUCACUAGUUUUAUAUACAAUUUAAUGUAAACAUUGGUCAGUCCAGAGAGAUUCAACACAUGGUAAAAAUCCUGCAAUAAAAAUCUAGUUCUAAGGUAUUAAUUUAACAGAAUGUACUUGUAUCUGCAAUACUGUUUGGCAAUGACAAUUAUUUCAAACUUUAUCUCGCAAUAAAAAUUUGUUUACUUUUA